CCCGGCGGAGAUCGGAGGGGAAGGAAGGAGCGCGCAGCCGGCAGACAGAGACAGAGCGAGCGCACACACGGGAGCGAGUUUCAGGGACGAAACGCGCAUUUCGGUCGGAGGAGAGUGGACCGGCACCACGGCCACUUCCUCCACACCGGCUUUACGCACGAGAAUCGUAGCUGCCUCUCCUCCAGGAGAUCUUGUGUUAUCGGACUGUUGUUGGGACAGCGCAUGAGGAGGACAAUCGAUGGGAAAACAUUUGGUGCUGUUCUGGUAGCUGGUACUGAGAGCAGAGGGAAGGUUCGGGGAGACUUCAUCGAUCCGAGGAGGAAAUCACGUGACUUUUUUCUCGUUUUCUGACAAACUUCAUGGUUGUCUGCUGAUGUUUCUUGUUGUUCUUUGAGACUUCAAUCAGCGAUUUCUAGUUAAUUUCCCAUUUAUUUGUCUGUCCGCUGGCUGAUAUGAAGACGCGCGUUUGGAGCGCCUGCGCAGCGCCGCGGCUCUCACGGCUUCAGAGCUGUGUUUAGUGAACAAAUUGCGCUGAUUUCAUAUCAGGCUGCAUUGAUUAUGCUGACUGGUUUCCACAAGAGGAGAAGCAGUGUCACCCACUGACACAGUUCACGCGAACCGAGCGUUCCGACCUGCGCGGUUCUGUUGGAGCGCGGCUGGGCUGUGAGCCGCGGUGCUGCUUCAGAGACAUACGGAACAGUGCCAAGGACAGUAAAGGGGACUUUGGGACUGCUUGUCUCAGACAAAACGAAUAAAAGCAGACCGGAGGAGACAGACCAUGGAUUUAUACGUAUGGCUCUGUGGAUGUAUUCUGGCUUUUCUUUCGCCUUCAGCGGUGGCAGCAGAGGAAGGAGCGUCUGAGCCAUGCGGAGGCUUUUUAGAUGCCAGCGACGCCGGCUACAUCACCACCCCCGGCUACCCGCUGGAGUAUCCGCCUCACCAGAACUGCCGCUGGGUCAUCACAGCCCCCGAGCCUUCGCAGCGCAUCGUCCUCAACUUCAACCCGCACUUUGAAAUAGAGAAACUGGACUGCAGGUAUGACUACGUAGAGAUCCACGAUGGGAGCUCUGAGUCGGCUGAUCUGCUGGGGAAGCACUGCAGCAACAUCGCCCCUGCUCCAAUCAUAUCGUCAGGGCCCUCGCUCCACAUCAAGUUUGUGUCCGACUACGCCCACCAGGGGGCGGGCUUCUCGCUGCGCUACGAAAUCUUCAAAACGGGUUCAGAUUGUUCGCGUAACUUCACGAGUCCUUCGGGUCUCAUCGAGUCCCCGGGUUUCCCAGAUAAAUACCCCCACAACCUGGAGUGCUCCUUCAUCAUCAUCGUCCCCCCCAGCAUGGACGUCAGCCUCACCUUCCUCACCUUCGACCUGGAGAACGACCCCCUGCCAGGCGGAGAGGGAGACUGCAAGUACGACUGGCUGGAAGUGUGGGACGGGCUCCCCGGAGUCGGCCCUCUGAUUGGUCGAUACUGCGGGACCAGGGUGCCUCCAGAGAUCCAAUCAUCUACUGGGAUUCUCUCUCUGUCCUUCCACACCGACAUGGCCGUGGCUAAAGACGGCUUCUCAGCUCGAUACAACAUGACACACAAGGAAGUCAGCGAGAGUAAGUCCUUCCACUGCAGCAACGCGUUCGGGAUGGAGUCGGGAAAGAUCACAGACGACCAGAUCACGGCCUCGUCCAGCUUCUUCGAUGAGCACUGGCUGCCCCGUCAGGCCAGACUCAACUACAACGACAACGGAUGGACGCCCAACGAAGACAGCAACAGGGAGUACAUACAGGUGGACCUCCAUACUCUGAAGGUGCUCACGGGCAUCGCCACUCAGGGCGCCAUUUCGAAGGAAACUCAGAAGGCCUACCAUGUGACCACUUUCAAACUGGAGGUCAGCACUAACGGAGAGGACUGGAUGGUCUACAGACACGGCAAGAAUCACAAGGUUUUCCAUGCUAACACCGAUGCCACGGAGGUGGUCCUCAAUCGGAUCCCACAGCCGGUCCUGGCCCGCUUUGUACGAAUCAGACCUCAGACAUGGAAGAACGGCAUCGCGCUGCGUUUCGAGCUUUACGGCUGUCAGAUUACAGAUGCUCCGUGCUCAGAGCUGCAAGGCAUGUUGUCUGGGCUGCUCCCGGACUCCCAGAUCUCUGCAUCCUCCAUGAGGGACAUCCACGGCUCCAUGGGGGCAGCCAGGCUGGUGGCCAGUCGGUCCGGCUGGUUUCCAAACCCGACGCAGCCCAUCGCUGGAGAGGAGUGGCUUCAGGUGGACCUCGGUGUGCCCAAGAUGGUGCGUGGCAUUAUUACCCAGGGUGCAAGAGGGCUGGAGGGCAGCACCAGCGCUGAGAACAGAGCAUUUGUCAGAAAGUACAAACUGGCGCACAGCUUGACCGGCAAAGACUGGAGCUACAUCACCGACAGCAAGACUGGGUUUGCGAAGAUUUUUGAGGGCAACAGCCACUACGAUACCCCAGAGGUGCGGAGGUUUGAUGAGAUAGUUGCCCAGCACAUCAGAGUGUUUCCAGAGAGGUGGUCGCCUGCUGGAAUCGGCAUGAGGAUGGAGAUCCUGGGCUGUGACCUGCCCGAAACCACCACCGUCCCCGACACAGCGACCCCGACCUCGCCCAGGGUGGAGCAGACGACUCCGGCGCUGAGACCCGCCACCACCCCGUCCCUGUCGGCUGUGUGUGACUUUGAGCAGAGCCUGUGCGGCUGGUCGGCUGAUCCUCAGUCAGGUGUGAGCUGGUCGCUGCACACGGCCAGCAGCAGUUCAACUGGACACGGCACGCACGGAACCAGGCAGGACCUGGCGCUGGGAUCCGACAAUUUUUCAGGGAACUACCUCCACCUGGAUGCAGGCGCCCACACCCAGCGCAAGAGAGCCCGGCUGCUGAGCCCCGAGGUGGGGCCAGAACGAGGCCCGCUCUGCCUCCUGUUCUACUACCAGCUCCAGGGGGAGGCGCAGGGGAGCCUGAGGGUCCUGCUGAGGGACAGCGACCAGGAGGAGACGCUGUUAUGGGUACUAAAAGGAGACCAGGGGCCGCAUUGGAGAGAGGGCCGCACCAUCCUGCCCCAAAGCCCCAAAGAGUAUCAGGUGGUGUUUGAGGGCUUCUUUGAUCACCCAACCAGAGGCCACAUCAGAAUAGACAACAUCCACAUGAGCAGCAGCAUUGAGCUGGAGCAGUGCACACCGCCUUUCCCUGCCCUAACGCCUGGCAUAACCAGGGGUGCCAUAUCUGGGAUGGAGCCCACUGUAGACUCAGUGGUGGUGCAGCCGGUCCCUGCCUACUGGUACUAUGUGCUGGCGGGAGGCGGUGCCCUCCUGCUGCUGGUCACUGUGACCGUGGUGGUGAUACUGUGCUGCCAUCGGUACCACGGGGCGACCAAGAAGACCAGCGGCAGCCACCAUCAUUCAGUGAUGUACCACAACAACCAGCAACCAUAUCAGCAAAACUGUUACCAGAACCAAAACCCCAGCUGUAAUCUGAUGCACAGCCCCAACCAAAACCACCUGUACCCCGGUACCGGGCAAAGUCUUGAACCCAUGCUGACCAUAACGCUGGAGAAAGACGCCAGCUACGACUCCCAGUGUUGAAAUGAACGGACUCAAGUGAAUGAUGCCAUUUUACUAGAAUGCUUUGUUCAGAUAACGCCAUCGAGGAAUGUGAAAUCUCCUUGAAAUGACUGAGAGCAUUCGGCAUAAUCACCACUCUUCAAGAAUCUCCGUGGAAGAGGCGCUCCAGCUCCUGCUGCUGACGACUGAUCUCAUCAACUCAUCAGUACACACUAAACCUGGUGGCUCAAACGGGCAGAAUGAAGUCCUGAUAUUAAACUUUACCACAAUCCUUCCCUGAGCAGAGUUCUGUGGAUGAAGGAGCUCCAGUUCUGAUGACUACAGACGGCCUCAUGACAACACUAUAGAGCAGCGUAUACUGGCUUCUAUAUGUGCCCCCCAGCCUGGAAGGGAGUUGGAUUCUGGACUGAGUAACUCACAGGUAGACUGUGGACAAGACGUGCUGUAUGUACAUGCAGCGUACGUACUGGUGUUGUACCAGCAAAUCCCCUCGUCUGGCAGAGAGCUGUGUUUGUGUGCAGCGAUGACGCUGAUGCCUGUUUCUCUGGGACUGAAUAAAGCUGCAGUUUAUUUGUCUACACGCCUUCGAGAGGCUGAGAGUGUGUAGUAGGAGUCAGUGCUGCCCGUCAGGCUACAUGUGGCUCGGCCCACAUCGAAACACAACGGCUCCUAUGUUACCUUUUAUUUCAUCCUGGAUUUGCCUUUUUGGGGGAAAAAUGUGCUUUAAAACGAUUACCUGCUCACCUCCAGGAUGAGGUGUCGUGCCUCAGUGUCGAAUCAGCGUCUGAGUGGAUGUGGUGUUGCUCUGCAGUCUGUUGCCUGAUCUCAUGGACAAUCCGAUGCCUGAACAUCUCUGUGUGACUGGGUGACAGAAAACAACAUGUCCAUGGACGUCUGCUCUCCUGUUAAACCCGCUGUCUGGUUGACAUGGUCACACACUGGCCUGCCUGCAGGACAACAGAAGACGGAUUUGGCUGUAAAGUUGCCUGUUUUGCUUCCAUUCAGCUAAUGAGACCAAACAUGCUGUGACAAGAGCAUUUUAUCAUGAAGCCUUUUAGGAAGUCACUUUACCUGCUCGCUGAUUUCACUCCAGUUCGAUUGAUUGCAUUCUGAUUUAGCUGUACCGGCGUCUGUCGCCGCGUUGACGGCGUGGGAUGUUGCUCAACGGUUCUGAUAAGUUGGUACAGUUGGGAGAAACAUUAGCACUUUUCUUCUUAAGGUUGAUUAUUUCUUACAUUUACUGUGAAUCUUUUGAAGACUGUUGUACGUAGACCUACGUCUGCUGCAUCGUGGUUACACCAUGACUGUUUUUAUACUCACUGCUUGUGUUGAUUCUGUCCACUGAGAUGAUCUUAAUAAGUUCUCUUAACUUUUAUUGGAUUUCAAUCCUCAAGGUUGAAGCUGUUUUGAAGCACUUGCUUGUUUAAAACACUCAGCUGAGUUCAGACUGGGACACAUAGGUGAAGCAAAUCGAUAUGUUUUUGGGAGAACUAAUAAUAAUAUAAUAUCAGUUCAGAUCCACACCGCUGAAUUAGACGGUGCUGCUUAUUUCCUGGACCGUGCUGUGUGCUCCCCCUGCAUCAUUUUGUUCAGCCUGUUCUGUUCCUAUUCUACUCCUUCCCUUCAUCACAAACCCUCCCAGUAAAGAAAAGAAAGAAAAAACACAGGAGAGAAAAUGAGAGGCAGAAAUGAAGGGGAGCAGAGUCUCUCCGAGGAGAAGGGCCCAUUAAGCGAGCCCCCUUUUCUCCAAAGAAUGCGCCCAGAGAUGGAGAGAGAUGAAAGAAAUAGAAAAAAACUGCCGUCUAUACUUUCUAAAGAUAGAUUUUCUUUUGCUCUAAGUGGGGAGGCUAACAGGGAGGCAGGUUGGGCUUUGGACUGGAGGAGAGAGAGAAUUGAAGAAGGAGGGCAGGUUGUUUCAAACACAAAAGCAGAUGAAAGAAGUCUUUUGGCAGAACAGACAGAGUGAUGAAGACGAGCAUUAUGUGCUCUGCAGCGCCUCCAUCCACACACCUGUCUCCAGCUUCAACCACUGCUUCGUGCAUUUUGUUUCUCUCUGCUGCAGACACUCCCGUAUUGACUCACUUCAUCUCACUGUGUCUCAUAAAAUGCAGUUUUGUGCUUUAGUCAACAAGUAUUUUACUUAUUUUGUGCUUGCAUAUCCAUUUUCCGCCUCCCAAAGCCCCUCUCCCUUCCAUUUCAAUCGACUUGCGUAUGAUUUACACAUUAUAUGACUCAUUCUAGCAGCCUUGUGCCAUAAGCCAAUCAAUGUGGUCCGAAUUCAGAUGGAGCGCUGAUAUAUGGCUGUAUUUAUGUUGUGCUACCCGAGCACUUUUCUCUUUCACUCUCUAUCAAACUUUUUGCAGGAUUUGGAAAAGGUUCUGGCAUCUUUUCACGCAGCGCUUUUAAAUCAGCCUUCCCCUCACUUCGCUCUCACGUCUCCAUCACAGACUACUUUGAAGCCCUUUAAUAUUUCUAAUUAGUUAAUGGAGCUGAUUGCAUUCAUAAAAGCCUGCGGUAAGCAUUUCUAGCCCUCGAGCCACUUUCUGGCUUUUCUCUCUGUCCUCCUCCUCCUCUGUUUCCUGGAGAAAUAUUAUCAGUACCAGCACUCUAACGGGUCCUCGGGCCCCACUGGAGCGGCGAAUGGUGCCAAAGAGCCAUCCUGCCUCUGCCUGAAUAAAAAAGACCCCUUUUUAUUUUUCUCUUUACUAAUUGGAGAGGGGAGAUAAAAUGGGGCUACGGGGAGUUUUAAUCUCCUUUCAGAUCCUUGUGAUGAUUCUUCUCGGGAUCCUAGCCUGAGGGCGUUAAGCCAGGAUCAUUAGAAAGUGUUCAGCAGUCAUCCUAAGAGUGUCAGAGCACCUUCUUCCCUCCCCACCCCCUCCUGCUUCUUUUGCUAUCUCCCCAUAAGUGAUUUAAUGUUUUCAGUUGACUGUGAGAACGGGGAUGCAGAAUCUGGAGGGUCUGCAGGGAGACGACACGUUUUACAGUCAGAGGAGGCAACAAGUCCCGUCUCAUAUUAGUAAGACCUCCAAAAAUAUUACGGCUGCAGCAUCUGGGAUCAUUCAUUGUUUUCACAUUUCCUACAGGAGACGCUUGUUUUAUUGACGACUGCCGGCUCUGUUUGAACUCAUGGUCACAACCUGCAGCAGUCUUUCAAGCUCGCGCUCUUUGAGUUUUAUUUUGUUUUUCGAUCAUCUGUAUUUUACUCUUUUGUGCACAUUUCUGACACUUGUCUCACUUUUGUUGAUGUGAAACCACAUGUAGAGUUUUUUCUGGAUAAUCAGCUGUUUAAUGUGAUGAGUGCAGGAUGUGUGACUGGUGUCUUUACUGAGCUCAGACUGAUCAUGUGAAACAUGCCUCAGCAAGGGAUGAACUUCUUAAUUCAAGGAGUGACCAGUGCAGACUCCCUCAGACUGAAUAAAACCAGCCGUGAAGCAUUCAUCCCGGCACCAGCCACUCCACCUGACUCUUGUGCACUUUCUGUGAAGACUUUGACGUUGUGACUGUCUUUCUAACUCGGCUGGAUUUUCACUGUGUUGCACUUUGAGUACAUUAAAUGUUGAUCCACAGCAUACGAAGCCACCGGAGACGCCGAUGAUAUAACCAAACCAAGCUAGCUGGAGAUGGACACGCUGUCAUCAGAACAAUAUUUGAAUAAAAAAUAAAACGUAGUCAAGUUCUUGAGCUAAUUCUCUCAAUUCUGAGUCAGUUGACGUGACUGAAGACGGGAUUUACUCGCUUCUUUCAUCUGAAGUAACGGACCUCGUAUUUAAUUGAUCAGCAAGUAUUACAGCAGCUGUCAUCUGGACGGUUCAGUCUCUGAUUUACAGACUGAGGUAAAGGUGGAUUAUAGAAGGCAUCAUCUGGAGACGCCAAAGUUGUCUCAGAUCCUGAUCUGUCUGAGGAAAUGAGGUUCUGUAUCUUUUAUUUCUUAUGUACUAAAUUAGUCUUUGCCUCUUUAUCUUCUGAGUAUCUGCCACAGUUUCCCUUCCUGAUGUGUGUUUGGUUCCUUUGCCCCAGCAGGAGGUGAUUAUCAGCUGCCCAGAUGCUGCUGCUUUCUUCCUGCAGACUGUAAAGUCAGGUCCCUUGAAUCAAACUGAACUGAAAUAGGAUUGAGCUUCCAGACCCUUCAAAGCCUUGCACUCCGGCCUGCCUCAGAAAUCUAAAGUGGUGUUUUAGCUUGUUGAAUUUCAUGGUCUUGGAAUAAAAAGAAAAAUAGAUUGCGGUGAAUGUGAAGGUAAUAAAAGUAAUAUUUUUCUAUAAA
This is a messenger RNA of Stegastes partitus (bicolor damselfish), 7823 nucleotides long. RefSeq names its product neuropilin-2-like. The transcript is spliced from 17 exons. Gene Ontology annotation, biological process: vascular endothelial growth factor signaling pathway; angiogenesis; axon guidance. The record is from RefSeq and is a predicted model, not a curated record. The coding region runs from base 779 to 3583 and encodes 934 amino acids. Gene Ontology annotation, molecular function: semaphorin receptor activity; vascular endothelial growth factor receptor activity. Gene Ontology annotation, cellular component: axon; plasma membrane; glutamatergic synapse. Lineage: Eukaryota; Metazoa; Chordata; Actinopteri; Pomacentridae.